Molecule: messenger RNA, 1017 nt
Organism: Endocarpon pusillum Z07020
Lineage: Eukaryota; Fungi; Ascomycota; Eurotiomycetes; Verrucariales; Verrucariaceae
Exons: 3
Coding region: 1-1017 (338 amino acids)
Biological process (GO): DNA-templated transcription
Cellular component (GO): RNA polymerase II, core complex
Molecular function (GO): DNA binding; DNA-directed RNA polymerase activity; protein dimerization activity
Source: RefSeq, a predicted model, not a curated record
AUGGCCUACAUUGGCUUUGGUGGCGCAUACAACGAAGAUGGCAUGGACAUUGAAGCUACUGGUCCCAAAGUCACUGUUAGAGAAGCCACUCAAGACCACGUCGAUUUCGUCCUACAAUCCACCUCUCUCAGCCUAGCCAACUCCCUUCGCCGCGCCAUGCUAGCCGAAGUCCCCACCGUAUCCAUCGACCAAGUCCAAAUCCUAAGCAACACCUCCGUCCUACCCGAUGAAUUCAUCGCCCACCGCCUCGGCCUCAUCCCCCUCGACUCCCGCGGCUGCGAACCAGACAUGCUCUUCCAACGUGAAUGCGACUGCGGUGGUGACUGCGAGCGCUGCGCCGUGAUCCUUGAACUGGCCUGCAAAUGCGAGCGGGAAGGCACCAUGAUGGUCUUCGCCCGAGACCUAAUCAUCGUGGACGCACGACCCAACGAAUACGUCGGGCAGCCCAUCAUCCGCGACCCGAAGGGCAACGGACCCUUGAUCGCAAAACUACGCCGAGGUCAAGAGUUACGAGUCCGCUGUACAGCCAUCAAGGGAAUCGCCAAAGAACACGCCAAGUGGGCACCCACAGCUGCGGUGGGCUUUGAAUACGACCCGAACAACAAACUCCGUCACGUGGAUUACUGCGGAACGCGAACUGGGAAUCCGAAGACACGGCAGCAGACGCUGCUCUUCUUCGAUGUCGAGGGUGUGGGUACCCUGGAUCCGGACCAGAUCGUCCAAGAGGGCAUCAAGGUGCUGCAGAAUAAAUUGGCGUUGGUGAUCCAGGGGUUGGGAGGUGGGAGUGACAAUGACAACAACAAUACCAACACGAACGCUACGAAUGGGGCUGUGGGAGCGGGAGGAGCCACGCCGUUUGGUGCCGGUGGUGUGCAGGACCAGGCAUAUGGUGGUGCCGGCGAUCAUACGAGCUAUGGUGGGUACCCUGCUGGUGGUGCUACGGCGUAUGGUGGCGGUGGCGCGACUUCGUAUGGAACUCCAUAUGGCGCUCCCGGGCAGAAUGGCUAUGGGUAUUGA